AAAGAAGUGUCCAGAGAGGACUAUAGGAGUGUGUGCGCGUGGAUGAGCGCGAGCGCGCUCGCGUUGAAAUCAAUGCGCCACGCUCCAGUGCGCGCUGGGAGGCGGAUAAGUGUGAGCUGGAGAGCUGGGGAGGACAGAGAGCUGGAGAGGACAGAGACGACAGUGCGGAGGAGGGAUCAGGCUGAGAAGUACUGGUGGAAAAGGACGCGAGCGGGCUUCGUUUCCGAGGUCGACUGCACCUGCUGCAACCUGCUCCCACCGACCCAAGCAUCCUCCUCCAUGUCCUGCGGUUUAACCAUGGAUCACAUGCUGUCUCGCUCCAUCUGGACCGCUGACAGUAUAUUUCUCCAGCACUCCGCGGAUCUCUACACCAGCGUGGUCGUGACGCGCAGCAUCCCUGCAGGCACGUGCUUUGGACCAUGUGUGCUCCAGAACACUUUCUACGACACUAUCGCCUUCAUAGCGCAGAAAUCCUGCGACAGGCGAGCGAAAUCCUACGUGUUCAGGGUCGACCCUGAGACCAUGCGCAACUCUGCCCUUGUGUUGUCAUGGCUGCGGCUCGUGCAGGCUGCGCGUAACGAGGAGGAGCAGAACGCCGAGGCCUUUCUAAAGGGGAGUCAGCUGUAUGUGCGGACCACCCGGGACCUCCGGGCGGAGGAAGAACUGCUGGUGUGGUACGACCAGGAGCUGUCUCACCUGUUGGGCUUCACUGACAUAACCAAAGGAUCAAAAGAAGGGUUCCAGUGUGGGAAAUGCAACCAAGUCUUCAGAAAUGAGUUUCCUUUCGUGGCCCAUUGUCGAUUCCUGUGCGCCCACCAAGCCAAGAGCGACAUCUGGAUCCGCGAUGUUUACGAGCACAAGCAUGUGGAGGUGAAGAGGCAACACCGAGUAACAGAUUUCCACAACAUCGCCAGAGACCUGGAGCACAAAAAACCUGGCAACAGCGAGGACGCUGAGAUUUCCGCCAGAAAGAGGAAAAGCGAAGAAACUCAUUACCCCAAAUGGAGAAAAACGGUUCUGUUAGAAAAAACGAAUAUUUCCAAUGAUAAUAAUAUUACGCAACUGGAUAAGGACUAUGACCAGGUUGCAGGAGAUGCGUCUUCUGCUGAGAGAAAGUUGAAAGCGGAAAGAAUGAAGGCAGAUCGCGUGGGAUGUAAAAGUGAUGGUUUAGCGGAAACAAAGGAGAUCCCCGGGACUUUUACGCGCGACGGGGAGGUGGGCGCGCGGUCGGAGACAGGAGAGGGCUCCGGAGUGCAUUCCAGCCGCAACAGCGCAUUUUCUCUGGUCCUGUCCAACUCCCAGGGUGAGCAGAAAAGUGCAUUUUGUAAACCCAAUAAAAGAACUUCUCUGGUCCACGAUUCGCGCCUCGGCAGCGCUCCAAUAACAGCCCCCUCUGGCCGGCUGGAUGAGAUGGCUGAUGGCUUAACCCCCAGGGCGGCUCUGGGAUACAACAACCUGAUGGCACCUGCAAUCCUGACGGGUGACUUGCACACAGCGGCCUCUCCGGUUGCACUACCCAACGCCUUCCACUACGCCCCGGAGCACUGGUCCAGGAGCAUCGGCGCGCAGCUGCACACCGCAUCCUCCCUCACCAUCCUCCCGCCGACUUUCACCUCAUUCGGCGUCUCGGCGCAGAACUGGUGCGCAAAAUGCAACCUGUCCUUCCGCAUGACCUCGGACCUCGUUUUCCACAUGCGCUCUCAUCACAAGAAGGAGUUCGCGGCCGAGUCUCAGGUGAGGCGGAGGAGGGAGGAGAAACUCACCUGCCCCAUCUGCCACGAAUUCUUCAGAGAGAGGCACCACCUGUCCAGACACAUGACAUCUCAUAACUAAAGGGGACGGACAGAAAACCAUAUUUAUUUUUCCUAAAUGAUCGUCGUAUUUAAACGUAGGAGACUUUGGUGUUUGUUAAUGAAUGUAUAGGCAGCUGUGAAAUAAGAGCGCACGCAACCAUCGCGGCGCGUCCACUAGAUGACGAUAGAGGCCCGCGCCAGUUCGCAGCUCGUUGGUCCUGGAGCGUGUUUUUGGUAAGCGCUCGAUUGCUUUGUGCCUUAUAGAAGUCAUGGGAGAAACCAGAGAGAUCUGAGGACAGUUCAUGAAUGUCAGAAAUGUAUCCACGUUUCUCUUGUUGUUGUCAGGUUUUCUCGACUUUCACACAAACACACUCAUAUUCACAUUCAUGUUGGUACAAAUUGUAGAGCGUCAGUCAUUUUCUAGUCCAACAGGCGGCGAUUGAGACCUGCCUUUUCCUCUACAGGCCACUUUCCUCUGCUUGCUGCCCAUGCUGCAUGGAUUGUGUAAUUUAUUGAAGAAAAAAAAAACACAAAAAAACGGAGAUAGUUGUGUCCAAUCAGUGGACAAUCCAAGUAUCUUCCUUUUAUUUUCAGUCUCUGUGCACCACAGGAACAAUUUUGAAGGCACUGUAGCAAAACUGUUAUUUCCAUAGUUCUGUCAUUUUGGGAUCACUUGCUUCCACAAAAUGCGGUCUUUCAGAGAGAAAAACACGCAAAAUACACAUUUGUGCAUUAUACAACUGUUUAUUUGUCUUCUGGAUAUGUAACCAGUGUGUCUUUCAUAAGAUAAUGCAUCAUUUCAUCAUUUCAAUAUAACAUUUCUAGAACCUGUCAUACAAAACUAAAUGUCUGAUUGCGAUUAAAAUGCUCGGAACCUUUCACAAUGAUGUAUCA
Cololabis saira (Pacific saury) is the source of this 2687-nucleotide messenger RNA. It is a transcript of the gene znf488, whose product is annotated as zinc finger protein 488. Bases 43 to 1833 code for a protein of 596 amino acids. Gene Ontology annotation, molecular function: protein binding. Gene Ontology annotation, cellular component: nucleus. Gene Ontology annotation, biological process: regulation of DNA-templated transcription. The transcript has 4 exons. The record is from RefSeq and is a predicted model, not a curated record. Lineage: Eukaryota; Metazoa; Chordata; Actinopteri; Beloniformes; Belonidae.